GUUUUACUGGUGAUCUGAUCUUUAUUAGUAGCUGUACCUAGUACUACUCAACCAAAAAUGAGAACAGUAAUUCACACUUUCUCAUCACAACAUUCACAUUUUCACCCAAGUCAUGGCCAAAAUUGACGUGAGCCCACAGAGAAAGCUUCUCUUGGACAACAAGGAUUUAUUAGCACAUUUACCAUCGGAUUUGAUCGACAUAAUACUUGGUCACACCCCUGGUAACUUUCUCGAUGCCGUUUCUACAGCGGCACGAAUACCUCACAUUACCAAAUCCAUAUUUGCCUACUUUGAGUCCAUAUUCGCCGAUAUAUGCGCCAGAUGGUUGUUAGAGACCCGGAAUGGAUAUCAAAAUGAUUCUAUCAUCACAUCUUUUGCUAGAAUCCUUCCACUCGCCCCUCACCUCUCCGUUUUCCUAGAACAAUAUCUUAGGGAAACCUCACUUACACAACAUCCCGGAUCACGAUCUCUCCGGAUCAACUCCUUGAAUCAACCGCAUAUCCAAACCGCUUCUGGAUCGAAAUUAGUACCGGUUUUACUCGCUUUCUGGAGGCUUCUCAAUUUUGAGAAAAAGACAUUCAAUGAACUAGUACCGCCUUCAGUAACCCAGGCUCUGUGCAAGCAUGACGAUAAGUCAGUCAGAUAUCUUGCCAUCAGGAUUCUUUGCAUUCAGCUCAAGGCUUCAGACUAUAAGUUGGAGUGCCUUAUCCGCGCACACAUUGGAGAAGGAAACGAUGUACUUAUCGAUGUUGAUGGAGAGCAGGUUCCUUACAUGUUUCUAUCUCUCUUUGAACGUCAACGAGUAGAAGACUUGGAUAUAUCUCAACGAGAAUCUCACGCAAAGAUCGUCCAAUUUACAGGAGAGUCUUUUCCCCAUCAGCAACUCACCGAGCUAGUUAUUCAGUACAAUACCACGAUUAUUCCUAGACCAAAUGGCGAUCCACGCCUAUCCUCUAGUUUGGUGCACACUUCAACUACCUUAACUAAUCUUGAGAAUCUCGCGCAGAGUCUUCAAAAACCGGGCCCAAUUCUUCUACACGGCUUACCUGGAUCUGGAAAGACCUCGAUCGUGCAUGAGCUGGCCCGUGAGCUGGGCAUGGAGUCGAGUUUGGUCACGUUACACCUCAACGAACAGACUGACGCCAAGAUGCUCAUCGGUCUGUACUCUACAGGUUCCAAACCGGGCUCCUUCGAAUGGAGACCGGGUGUUUUAACUACGGCUGUUCGCGAAGGACGAUGGGUCUUAAUUGAGGACCUGGAUAGAGCCCCGAACGAAGUGAUGAGUACCUUACUACCACUCGUAGAGCAUGGCAAGCUAUUGAUUCCUAGUCGUGGGGAGACUGUGGAGGCUUCGAGCAGCUUUCGACUGUUUGCCACGGUUAGAACUACCCGAGGACUGCAUGGGCAUGAGAAUCUCCCCAGUAUGCUGGGCCAGCGAUUCUGGCACUUGACGAGUGUGAAGAUUCCUCCGCCAGUCGAGCUGGAACAAAUCAUCAUAGGAAGUUAUCCCCUCUUAGUCAAAUAUACUCCGACGAUUAUGUCGGUUUACAGGAGACUUUGCAAUCUAUCCAGUGUUCCAUCUGUGACUGGUGCGGGACGAAGCACAGUUGACCGUCCGAUCACACCUAGAGAUCUCUUAAAAUGGUGCCGUCGACUCCAAGAAACCUUGUUAGCUUCAGGCUGCAAGACCGGCGACGAACCUAUCAGUGAGACUACGAGAGACUGGAUGUUUAUGGACUCGGUCGAUUGCUUCUGCGGUAGUAUUUCUAGGCCAGACACGAGGGCCACUCUUGUCAGCUGCAUAGCGGAAGAGAUGCAUCUCUCCAAACAGCUCAUGGAGCAUUACCUCAACGCUCAUGUGCCGCAUAUGGAAGAUAGUCCUAAUAGUUUGAAGAUUGGGAGGGUUAUGUUGACUAGAAGAAAGCAUGCUAAUAGAGUGGUAAAAUCAAAAAAGCCAUUCGCAAGUACUAGUCACUCCAAGAGGCUACUUGAACAGAUAUCAAUGUCAGUCAAACUACGUGAACCUGUGCUUCUCGUAGGCGAGACUGGUAUUGGCAAGACGACAGUCAUUCAGCAACUAGCCGAAUCCCUAGGCCACAAGCUGGUGGCUGUGAACUUAUCGCAACAAAGUGAAGUCGGUGAUCUUCUAGGGGGGUUCAAGCCCGUCAAUGCUCGAAGCCUCGCCGUUCCCCUGAAAGAAGAGUUUGAAGAUCUGUUCGCUUCAACGGGAAUUUCCGCGUCCAGGAACCAGAAGUAUCUUGAGCAAAUAGGAAAAUGCACCGCGAAAGGCCAAUGGAUGAGGGUAUCGAAGCUUUGGAACGAAGCUCCGGCGAUGUUCAACAAGAUAGUGGCCCAGCUUCAGAAUCAGCCCGAAGUCAAUAAUGAUGGUGGCGAUCCUAAUGGGAGACCGGCUGCAAAAAGGCGAAAGACAGAAUCGAAGCUACAAUCCUUGCUUGAACUACAACCGCGCUGGGAAGCAUUUGCAAGGAAUCUAGAGCAAUUUAAUGUCCAGAUUUCAGGAGGCUCAGGCAAUUUUGCGUUUGCCUUCGUCGAGGGAAAUAUCGUCAAAGCUGCGCGCAAUGGAGACUGGGUCUUACUGGAUGAGAUAAACUUGGCAUCACCUGAUACACUGGAGAGUAUAGCUGAUCUACUUGCUUCCGGCGUCAAUGAUGAGCCGUCACUAUUAUUGUCAGAGACUGGUGAAAUCGAACGUGUCAAAGCGCAUCCUGACUUCCGAAUAUUCGGAGCCAUGAACCCUGCCACGGAUAUUGGUAAACGAGAUCUCCCGCUUGGGCUUCGAUCGCGCUUCACUGAGUUCUACGUUGGUAGUCCAGACAAGGACUUGAAGGAUCUUCUCACCAUUAUCAAGGUUUACCUCAGCGGAAAGAGUGCCAAGGACGAACAGGCAGCCGAUGACAUUGCCAGACUAUAUUUGAACACCAAGACGCGAGCUGAAGAGAAACGUUUGGUGGAUGGCGCCAACGAAGUACCUCAUUUCAGUCUGCGAACAUUGACGCGUGUUUUGAGCUACGUAAAUGACGUCUCUCCAUAUUAUGGCCUUCGACGAGCUUUGUUCGAGGGCUUCUCUAUGGGGUUUCUUACAUUGUUGGACCGAGCAUCUGAAGAGACGCUGGUCCCAUUAAUUUACCACCAUCUUCUCGACAGACAUGGAAAUGCUAGAUCAUUACUUUCACAGCCACCAAGACACCCUAAUGAUGGAAAGCAAUACGUCAAAUUCGUCAACAAAAACAGGGAUCGCCACUACUGGUUACUCCGAGGAGAGGAAACCCCUAUUGAACGAACGGAUUACAUAAUCACGCCUUAUAUCGAACGCAACCUUUUGAAUCUGGUCAGGGCUACUUCGACUAGGCGCUUUCCUAUUCUCAUUCAGGGGCCUACAUCAGCAGGCAAGACGAGCAUGAUCGAGUAUCUUGCGAAUUUCAGCGGUAACAAGUUCGUGCGAAUCAAUAAUCACGAGCAUACGGAUCUCCAAGAAUACCUCGGAACUUACAUUUCUGAUGCUGGUGGGAAACUGCGAUUUCAAGAAGGGUUGUUAGUACAGGCACUUCGGCAAGGACAUUGGAUCGUGCUCGACGAGCUCAACCUGGCCCCUACUGACGUCUUAGAAGCGUUAAAUCGUCUUCUUGAUGAUAACCGCGAAUUACUUAUUCCCGAGACGCAGGAGAUUGUACGUCCACAUGAAAACUUCAUGUUAUUUGCGACGCAAAACCCUGCUGGUCUGUAUGGGGGUCGCAAAGUACUCUCGCGUGCUUUCCGCAACCGAUUCCUCGAACUGCAUUUUGACGACAUUCCAGAAGAUGAGCUCGAGAUUAUUCUGCAGAAGCGCAGCUUACAUACUGCUCCUUCAGACUGCAAGAGAAUCGUCAACGUGUAUAAAGAACUUUCUAGGUUACGACAAACAAGUCGACUAUUCGAGAAUAAGGAUAGUUUCGCAACGCUAAGAGAUCUUUUCAGAUGGGCCUUGAGAGGGGCAGAAACUCGAGAGGAAAUUGCGGCUAAUGGGUUCAUGCUCCUAGCUGAACGUGUUCGCAAUGAAGAGGAAAGGCUGGCCGUGAAGAAGGUAAUUGAGACGGUUUUCAAGGUCAAGAUUGACCAGCAUGAGCUCUACGACAUUGACCGCUCACCCUAUCUGAAAACGCAACCUCAUAAAAACGAGCAGGAUGUUGUCUGGACUCACGCCAUGCGCCGUUUGUACGUUCUAGUUGCUAGUGCCCUUCGUCACAAUGAGCCGGUUCUCCUCGUGGGAGAAACUGGUUGCGGUAAGACGACCGUCUGCCAACUCCUUGCCGAGUCUCUUGGUAAAGAACUGCACAUCGUCAAUGCCCACCAAAAUACCGAAACAGGCGAUCUCAUCGGUUCUCAGAGACCAAUCAGGAAUCGAGGUGCUGUUCUGGAUGUGUUGGCUCAAGAUGUUGCUGGAGUCCUACAACAGCUUGGACAGACCGUGGAAGGAAAUGUGGAAAUCAUGCUAGAACAAUAUCAUGCUCUAGACCCGUCAAUUUUAUCGAACGUGCCUAUGGAACUACAACGGAAAAUCUCGGUCAAUGAAAUCAAGAGCAAGGCUCUCUUUGAGUGGGCGGACGGAAGUUUAGUCCAUGCUAUGCGAGAUGGCCAAUUUUUCCUUCUUGAUGAGAUAUCACUCGCGGAUGAUUCUGUCUUGGAAAGACUCAACUCUGUUCUAGAACCCCAGCGCUCCUUACUCCUCGCGGAAAAGGGGGUGGAUGAUUCGUUUAUUAAAGGCUCCGAUGGCUUCCAAUUCCUCGCGACCAUGAACCCCGGCGGCGACUUUGGCAAGAAGGAACUAUCCCCCGCGCUGAGGAAUCGAUUUACUGAGAUCUGGGUGCCUCCUCUGUCCGAAAACGAAGAUGUAUUGAAUAUUGUCUCCUCCAAGCUCAAGCCCGAGUUCCAAGCGUUCUCCAACGUUAUUGUUCAUUUCUCAUAUUGGUUUGGGCAUAAUUUCCGAUCCACGGCCUCGACGGCCUUCUCCAUUCGAGAUAUUCUUGUUUGGGUUAAAUUUGUCAACGAGAGCGCUGGCCGAGAAGCAGUAUCAUCGGUAGUCCAUGGAGCCGCCACUGUAUUCAUCGAUACUCUAGGUGCGAACCCUUCUGCAUUGAUUGCGAUUGACCCUAAGAGCAUGGACACGCAACGACAAACAUGUCUAGAUAAGUUGAGUGAGCUUCUUAACUGUGAUGCCACUGCGAUAUACCGAGCACCACUGCAACUGAUUAUCAAAGCUGACGAACUGCAAAUUGGCGACUUUUCCAUCGAACGCACCGCCAAUGAUGACUUCGAGACGGGAUUUGCCUUACAUGCUCCCACUACCAAACUCAACGCGAUGAGAAUAAUUCGUGCUCUUAACCUACAAAAGCCAAUUCUGCUAGAAGGUAGCCCAGGCGUAGGAAAAACCACGCUUGUCAGCGCCCUGGCUCGAGCAUGCGGACGGCCUUUGACGAGAAUCAAUCUAUCUGACCAAACUGAUCUUAUGGAUCUCUUUGGGACGGAUGUGCCCAUUGAAGGAGCCGAAGCUGGCCACUUUGCCUGGAGAGAUGCCCCUUUCCUUCGUGCUAUGCAAAACGGAGAAUGGGUCCUCCUGGAUGAGAUGAACUUGGCCUCUCAGUCUGUUCUUGAAGGCUUAAAUGCAUGUCUCGAUCAUCGAGGAGAAGUUUAUGUCUCCGAAUUAGAUCAAGUUUUCAAAAGACAUCCCGACUUCUGCCUGUUUUCAGCGCAAAACCCACAUCACCAAGGUGGAGGGCGAAAAGGAUUGCCUAGCUCCUUUGUCAAUCGCUUCAUCGUCGUAUAUGCUGAUGUAUUCAGUGAGGAGGAUCUCAUGCUAAUCGCUCAGCAUAACUUCCCCGGAGUACCCACCGAAACAAUUCGACAAUUGAUCAGUUUCAUCUCUGGCCUUGAUGCUCGGAUCGUUGUUGAAAGAGUAUUUGGGUCCCAAGGCAGUCCGUGGGAAUUCAAUCUUCGCGAUACACUCCGCUGGCUGAGUCUACUCACGUCACCAGAUCCUUUGCUUAGCACUGCUCAAGUUGACGAUUUCUUGAGCAUCACGAUACGGCAACGUUUUCGAACGGAGAAUGACAGACUUGAAGUUGACAAGCUUUUUGCAGAGGUAUUUGGGUCACCACCGAAAUCUCACCAAUUAUACCACAGCAUGUGUUCCUCAUCACUCCAAGUUGGACUCGCGUUAAUGGAUCGGAACCGACUUAUACAGCCAUCACAGUUUCCUGGCAUGGAUGUGGUUCCUCGACUCUCAGAGAUGGAGUCCCUUUUGAUCUGCGUCAAACAGAAUAUCCCAUGUAUCCUCGUGGGCCCUUCAGGUAGUGGGAAAUCAAUGCUUCUAAGACAUACUGCUGCAUCGUGUGGUAAAUCGCUUGUCACAUUUCCAAUGAACGCUGAUAUAGACACUAUGGAUCUCGUUGGAGGAUUUGAACAAUCUGACCCCUUACGCGAGAUCAAUACCGCGCUGAGGAAAUUGCAAGAGGUCCUGCAAUUCUCCAUCAUAAACUUAUUAGUCGAAGGCGUCCCUGACUCCGCAGUCAAUCUACUGAACGCACUCAAUUCUAUAAAAGACGAAGCAGAUGAGCGUCAAGGUCUUCUAAGCCAUAUAGAGAAGCUUCAAAGUCAGAUCCCUGGAGAAUCAGAGCUGGCGAUUGCACUCUCUGAUGUGCGCAUACUCCUUCAACAAUCCGUCGGCGUCUCCAAUCCUAGAUUUGAGUGGUUGGACGGCAUUAUUGUUCAAGCUCUCCAGAAGGGGCAUUGGCUAGUGCUUGACAAUGCAAACCUUUGUAACGCUUCCGUUCUUGACCGGUUGAAUUCUUUACUUGAACCGGGUGGCUACUUGAUCAUCAAUGAAAACUGCGGUCCGAAUGGAGAGCCUCGAAUUAUCAAACCGCAUCCUGAUUUCAGGGUCUUCUUAACUGUUGAUCCCCGUUAUGGCGAACUCUCGCGAGCGAUGAGGAACCGAGCUAUCGAGAUCUACAUCGAACCUCGCGAGUCAGCUCUUGUGUCUUGGCGAGGUCGAGUUACUGACAUAGAAUCAAGCUUACAGAGGAUUGAAUUAGUCUCUUCAGCGAUAAAACUUGAAGCUCUCCAUGGAAAACACGUGGGUCCCGUAGCUACAUCUUGCGUAUCGUUCGAUGAUUCAAUCCUUCUCGAAAAGUUCUUUGAGUUUCAGGGGUGGUCAUGGAGGACGCCGCUAUUACUUCAGCUCGGUUCAACCGAUGGGCCCCAGAUUCUUCAAGAUAAUCUGAAUCAACUCAGCUCAAUUCACAAGUUGCCCUUGAUUGAAUCGGUCCAUAAUUCCAUUCGCCAGAUUUAUGAAGGUUUACCUACAGAAUUUGCGCGUAGCCUUUACGACAUACAGCCCAUCCACCCUUUGCAAAACUCGGUUCUUGUUCCUUGUUUCCAGUGGCAGUCUUAUGAGCUUCCAUUUUGGUUAGGAAGAUGCUAUGAACUUCAAGUGAAGAUUACUAGUUCCUGGAAACAGAUGGAAGCGCACGACCGAAGACGCACCGGCAAACAAGUAUCACAGUUGAAUCGGUUCCAACGCUCGCGUCUCGCUGGCAGCGUUGCUGCUGUGUCGAAAGACUCUACUGUAGAGGCGGCUAAAUUCCUCACUGGCGUCCUAGAAGAGCUUGGCUCAUUCUUGCACGUCAACAUUCACGACCCUACUUCAUGGAGAGACCGAAGCCGUCUCUGUCGAGAUAUUCUUCAUCAUUGGCAAAGGACAUUUGCGUACCUUAUCAUGAACGAUUUUGAUGAGGCGUUGUUCCGAGUUCAUCUGGGCACCGUAUCAAAUAUGCUAUCCAGCUAUAUAUCCCGGGUUCAAGAUAUGCAAACACAAAAGCUAGCACAUCAAAUUCUAAAAGGAUUAGAGGAAUGCUUUACCACUGGAUACAGGCUAUGCACAGGCCUGAGCAUGGAGAAACUCUGGGUGGUCUUGAGGCCUAUCUUAAUCGGAGAUGAGCCACUUUUCAAUCGUGUUUCUCUCAUGGAACAGUUGGCCUCGCAGUUUGACUUGGUCAAAUGGAAGUCUACGGCUACUCCCUCAGAUCUUGCCAAGAUCAUGAACUCGUUCGUGCAUGCAUACCGACUUGUUCGACUGAAUGGACCAGAUGUGGAUAAUCUUCUGACAGUAUUGACAACGGAAAUCGAACAGUUGCUCAAGAAGCUACCCGAGAAUGAUACUUCAGCUACCCCUUUUAUGGCUAACGAAUUCGACAUAAUGAGACAGAUUAUUGCACUCGAUUGCAUAUCACGACAGACCGAGUUGCCACGAACAGCAAACGAGAUAAUCUUGUUGUCUGAUAUCCCGCUUAGUGUCCAGAUGUCUGUCAGCAGUGCUUCCGAUACAUCAAAGCUUCUACUGUCAAUGGAAACCGUAUCUAGCGAUGAAAACCAACGGCAUAACUGGGACGAAAACUUAUCUGCUAAGAUUCUAUCAAAACUCGGCGCUAUCAAUUCAGCGAGCCUUGGCUCUUUAGCUUCACUUGAUGCAGAAUUACCCAUACUAGCACGACAGAUUUGCUCAAACACGGAAUCCAUCGCGGCUGACCGACUUGGGAAGCUUAGCGACGUGCUCUGGUGCCUCAUGAUGGAUGUGGUAUCUCGCUGUGAGCCGUCUUUGGUUACACUGUUCGUCACAGCCCAGAACAUUUCCGCGGUACCGGAUAAGUCCGUUAUCAAAUUGUUCAAUACAGACGAUUUGAUAUUCGACAUAGAGAGGAUUUUCCCCGGCACGAAAGCACAUCUUAGUGACAUCUCUAAAAUUGCAGCUGAUCACCUAAUUCCUGCUCUUAUGUCUUGGGUUGGGUAUCGGUGCUCUUCUACCAAACAGCGUGCUUACUUAGCAAACGCUUGGGUAAAAUUGUCCGCUGCUUUAAUCGAGCUUUUCGUUCCCGACAAGGCAUUUGACCCACAGCUGAGGCCCAAACUCGAGUUAGACAGCUAUAGCAAGCUCUUGGCUGACUUACAAGAGCAAGUCCAGAUGUUACAGGACUUUGAAGAGUUUCACACCGGCCAGUCUACAAAUCUGAGAUGUCAACUGCUGGAAAAAGAUAUCAAUGAUCUUGGACCUUCCCCUGGCGCAGUUCAAACUGUCUAUCGUCCUGCGGUUUCUCAACUUCCACAGGUCCAGACAGAUUUUAAUAGCCUGCUUCAAAUCCUUAACUCUGAUAUCAGUUCGAUACUAGUCCAGCAUUGCUCAGGCUCAGAGACAGCCACGCAACAGCUACGUGUCAUCCACGAAAAUGUGUCGAUGGUCGGAUUCCGCCUGAAGCAAGGCCUGAAGCGAGGAUACCGCGCGUACGAGGAUAUCGUCUUACCAGUCAUCAAUAUGACCCAUUGUCUGGAACUUGGUCUAUACCUAGGACGAGAAGCCGGUAGCUCACGAGCCGUAGAUCGCAAACAUUCGUCGAAUACACUACCCGACCUAGCACCUUUCCUUGGAGGAAAACUUAAUGUUCCGGCUAUACGAUUAGCCGAGUCUCAUAGCUUUGAGGUGCUCCAAUAUGCUGGAAUGGUAGUCUCUAUCGAAGGUUCCGAUGGACUAAAAGCAGUCAAGCAGAGUGCUUUCCAGGCGGUCCAUUCGGUAUACGAUCAGUGGACCCAGAAGCUUGAAGCGGAUCAGAAAGCUGAAGAGACUAAGAACAGUUGGUAUCGCUACCGUGGCGGACUGAAUGAAGAAGAGGCAGCAGAGCAGGAGGAGUUUGAUGAACUAUUUCCGAGCUUCGACGAGGAUGACAAAAUUCCUCGCGCAGAGAAACCCAAGGUCAAUGAUGCUCGAGCUCUGGCAAUCAGGUUGGCUCGGGCACAUAGGGAAAUCUUCCUCAGACCGCGAGACGCAUCUGAAAGCAUAUUGAAUCUUAACAGAGCUUUUGCUCAAAAAAUAUCAGAAGAUGCCGCCUCUACAGUCACGGACCGUAGUAUGCUUCCAGCUACGUUUUUGACCCUAGACGAAACGUUGAAGGACAUUGGUUCUACUACUUGUCCUGCCGACUACAACUUCUAUACAGAUAGUAACCUCCCCGAGGCACGGAAGCUUGUUAGCCUGGUGAACGAUAUCCGCAUCCACUUCCGACAACUUCAACAGAUUGAUGAAAUAGGGCACUUGCAGCCACUGGUUGAUGUGGUGCUGUGGUGCGAUAAAAUAUUCGCACUUGGACACUCUGAUCCCCUCGCAAGUACGAUAUCGAAGGUAGAACAGUUGCAUGCCUUUGUCUACGAAUGGCAGUUCGGCGGCUGGGCAAGCAAAACCUACAGCGCGUUGCCGUUAUACAACCAGCUGACGGAUAUGCUUGUUCGAUGGCGACGAUUAGAACUCUCCACAUGGGGAAAGCUCUUUGAUAUGGAAGUUAAGAAGAUCGAGGAGGAUGCUAGUUCUUGGUGGUUCAUUGCCUACCAAGCUAUCAUCGCCGUGCCGCUGACUAUGGUUCAAGCUGGAAAUGAUCUUUCGCAACAUGUCUCAAACUUGCUGAGUGAGUUGGAUACAUACUUUUCAUCGGCCCCUGUUGGACAGUUCGUUAGCCGGCUCGGUCUCCUGAAGCAACUACUCGAGCAACUACAGGCCCUCACAACGGACUACCCCUCAAUUUCUAUAGUUCGUGAUGGCCUCCAUAACUUCAUCAGCUUCUAUUCUCGAUACACGAAGGCCGUUGAUGAUUUGAUUCGUAUCGGGAGAACUCCCCUUGAAAAGAAAAUGAAGGACGUUCUGCUAUUGGCUAGCUGGAAGGACACAAAUAUCGUUGCGCUUAGAGAAAGCGCUCGCAAGUCUCAUCACAAACUUUUCAGGAUUGUACGCAAGUUUAGAGAAGUCCUGGGCAAGCCCAUGAAGCCUAUCAUAGAAGGUGGACUCCCAGAUGAGGUACACGUUGAUUCUGGAGCAACUGAGGCUCUAACAAAGGCCAAGGUCGUUGACAGAUCUGCUCUCGAGUUGUGUUCCGAACAUGUCCCUGGCUGGACGAAUACGUACAGGAGACUUGCCAACAUUGACAAGACAACCGAAAUUAUGAGCAAACUCGGCCGGAUUCCAGAUUCUAUCAUCGAUGCCGGUGAAGCUAUUGACCUGUUCCUCUCUCAGCUUGAGUCAUCAGCUCUGGAGCUACGCAAAGAGACGCCCGGGGUCUUGAAUGAGGAGAACAAGGCUUUGGUGAAGCAUCUGAAAUCGCGAAAACGGAAACUCUUUGCCGAGACUCUAAAAGAAGCUAGGCAGAUGGGUAUCCAGUACAAUCUCGGCACCGACGUUUUAUCUAGACAAGAUGCGCUAUCUACGGUGCUUGCCACGUCACAAGCACUCGCGUCAGAGUCACUAAAGGGGCUCGAUAGUACCAAUUACUAUUUCCAUAAGAUGCUAGAUCUUGCACCUCGGGUCAGGAAUGCCUACCAGGACCAUUCAGAUGACUUGACCGCCGCGGAAGUCGACAGAAGCAUCGGAUUACUCGAGGGCAUAAUCUAUGUCACAUUGGGCCAGAGACACGAAUUAGCAACUGUAAUCAAGAACCACAGUGCAUUGUCAGCUUGCUCAAGCCAUUUGCGCUCAGUUGGUGCUUCUAGCCCUGGUGAAGAGAUCAAACGAAAGACAUUGUCGGGUAAUCAUGAAAGAGCUUCUACUUGGCUUGUCCAGAUCAUCAAAGUCGGUAUACACCUCGUUGAGCUUCAUGGUAAACUUGGCCAUAUUGAUAACAAGGGGGUCCUUGGCCUCCUACAUACCUGGCUGGAAAAGAUGAAUGCCCUAUCAGCUAACUGGAGCUUGUUGCCGACCUUGCCCCACGAAGUUGACUCACUCCAGAAGAGGCAGUUGCAAGCUUCUAUUAGUUCAUCCCUCGAUGAAUUUAGGGGCGAGCUAGAUGCUGCGUGUCGAGAUUGGCCAAGCCUGGCAUUCCUGCUUGAACAAAUCCAGCUUUGGACUGUUGUUGACGAGCAAUCCAUAUCUGAUUCGACUCUAACGACCGAGAAAGCCGACAGCCUCCUCCAUGUUGUAAAAGACCUUUGCGACAGUAUUCUCGUUACUAUUGAGCAAUUUAACAAGGCAAUGGCGAAACUGCCUGCUUCUCAAGAAGAGCCGGGAUGGUUAAUUAAAUACGGUGAAGCUAUGGCGGCUUCCAUGCGAGCUUUACGCAUGGACAAGGUCGAGAAGAGUAUUACAGAGACUAUGAACCUUUUCGCUAAAGUCGAUCUCACCGAUCCUUCUAUCAACAAGAUAUCAAUAGCCUUGCUUUCUGUCGUCACCCCAAUCAUAAGUCAGUACGAGACUAUUUGUGACGGGACAAUUCAUGCCUUUUCGCGCGUUCACAGAAGCACUUGCAAACUCGGCUACAAAUUGAGCAAGAGCUUCACUCAACUAGCUUCUCAGGGCUUCUGUACUCCACAAGAAAAGUCUGAAGAAACCUCGGGCGACGCCGGGGAACUUGAAAGUGGGACAGGUCUUGGGGACGGAGAGGGUGCUGAGGAUAUAAGCAAGGAUAUUCAGCCUGACGAAGACCUGUCCGAGCUUGCGCAAGAGCAAAAUAAAGAGUCCAACCAAGAAAUGGAAGAUGAGAAAGACGCUGUUGAUAUGGCUGACCAGGAGAUGGAAGGCGAUCUCGAAAGCGUAGAGGGCGGCGAUGAUAAAGAGGAAGAUGCGAAGUCUGGUGACGAAGAGGAAGAUGAUGACGAGAUGGAUGAAGAAACAGGAGACGUUGAUGAUUUGGAUCCUUCCGCUGUUGACGAGAAGAUGUGGGACGGGGAGGACGAAAAGGAUGCAGAGAAGGACCAGCAGGGAGAGGAUACGAAAGGACAGAAAAAGGACGACGAACCGACAGCUGCUGACGCGCAACCUGACGCUCAAAACAUCGAACAAGGAGAAGACGAUCAGGAUGACGACAAUGCCGACGAUGAUCCUGCCGCAGAAGAAGAGGACGUACGACAACAAGACCCAGAGGAAGCAAACAAGCAAGAUCAGAACGUCCAAGAACAGGAUACCUUGGAACUACCGGACGAUAUGGAUAUCGAUGGGAAUGAUGAUGAUUCCAUGUCCUCUAUUAGCGACGAUGAGAUAGAUAAACUCUCCGACGUGGGCCAAGAGGAACGAGCAGAAAAACAGAUGAGUGACGCGGAGGGUGAGAAUGGCGAAGAUGCCGAAAUGGAGACUGCGCCUGCUAAUAACGACAAUGGUGACGAGGAAGAGCAGGAAGAAGGUGAAGAAAAGGACGAAGAUCCUACGAUCAAGGAAGACGAAGAGGCGGAUGAGGCACCAGAGGAAUCAGCGGAAGACCGUGAGAUGGCUGAGUUGCCAUCUGAUGAAGUUAAGGCGGCUGAUGAGAACACUGCGCCGAGUGAUGUGAGGAGUGGUGGGCAAGAUCAGGAUCCUAACCAGACCGAAGAGGCGAACAAUGACCAGAACAAUGCCGCUCAGCGUGAAGAAGGGGGGAUGGGUGAGAAUGCAGCAGAUCAAGAAACCUCGGCUGGGAAGAAAGGUAGUGUGUCAAAGGCUCAGGAGCAGCCUCCACAGACAGAAAUCGACGAUGACGCUAAAGAUUCGUCUACUCAUCAACCCUUCAAAGCCCUUGGAGAUGCCCUAGAGAAAUGGCAUAGACAACAACGAGAGAUCAAAGAGGCUCAGGAGCAAGACUCCAAAGACCAAAAUAAUAAUUCGGAACAGGAGUCGGCUAUCAAGGAAUUCCAACAUAUCCAAAAUGAUGAGUCUGCUCCGGACGCUCAAGCAAUGGGCACGUCAAAUGAAGAGCAAAAGCAGAACAUUGAUGAGUCGAUGGCGAUCGACGAAGAGGAUCAACCGGUAGACAAUCGAAUCGUACCAGAAGAUGAAAAUGAGUUAGAAGAUAAUGAAGCCGACAAUAUGGACACUUCAGAACCACUCGAUAAUCUAGAGCAACAAGAUACAGAAAAGGAGGAGAAGCCCGCUGGGGUUUCAACUCGGCAAGGUGCUUACAAUCGUGACACUCCACCGCCAACCAAUGGGUCGCCGGCCCCAGAAGAGGCGGAGGAAGAUAUUCAGGAGACAUCUACGCAGCUAUCGUCAACCCACCUGUCAGACCCAAGUCAAGAGUUGCGGGAGUUCGAAGAGGCUAUGCACCAAUGGACCUCAUUCCAAAGCAAAACUCACCCACUUUCAUUAGCUUUGACUUCGCAGCUACGUCUGAUCCUAACUCCAUCUCAGUCGACCAAACUCUCGGGAUCCUACCGAACAGGUAAGCGUCUCAACAUCAAGCGCAUCAUCCCCUACAUCGCCUCCAGUUAUAAGAGGGACAAGAUAUGGAUGCGCCGAGCCAUCCCGACGAAGCGAUCCUACCAGAUCCUGCUCUGCGUCGACGACAGCAAGAGCAUGGGCGAAUCGAGCUCCGGCGAGCUCGCCCUCGAGUCCCUCGUCAUGGUCUCCCGCGCCCUCACCAUGCUCGAGGUCGGGCAGAUCGGCAUCCUCGGCUUCGGCGCCAACGUCUUCAUGGCCCACGAGUUCACCGAGCCCUUCGCCUCCCACGACGCCGGCGCCAAGGUCCUGCAGAGGUUCGCCUUCCAGCAGGACCACACCGACAUCGAGCUCCUCAUCAAGCAGACCAUCGACAGGUUCCGCCUCGCCCGCCUCAACAGCACCACCCGCGGCGCCGAGGACCUCUGGCAGCUCGCGCUCAUCCUGUCCGACGGCCUCACGCCGUCCGCCGCCCACGAGCAGAUACGAUUGCUGCUUCGCGAGGCGAUGGAGGAGCGCAUCAUGAUUGUGUUUAUCAUCAUGGACGAUACCGGGAGUGGCAGUGCUGCGGAUAAACACAAGCAGAGCGUCGUUAACUUGAAGAAAGUAAAGUUCUUGGGCAAUGACGAGAUCACGACCGAGUACUACCUCGACUCGUUCCCGUUCCAGUAUUACCUUAUAGUGCACAACCUCGAGGAUCUGCCGGGGGCGCUGGCGGGGUUGCUGAGGACCUGGUUUGCGGAGGUGAAUUCUUGAUUUUUCUUUUUUUCGUGAAAAUGGGCACUUCUUUUGUUGUUGUAUUUUGGUGGUGAGUUUGGCGUUGGUACCUAUUGGUGUGUUUAGUAGGUACCAGGAGGUGCUUUGCUACCUAGUUCAUAGGGGUUUCUUAGAACGGAUAUACAUGUACGUAGGUAGAUACGUGAUACAAUUAAAAGU
Molecule: messenger RNA, 15142 nt
Organism: Hypoxylon fragiforme
Lineage: Eukaryota; Fungi; Ascomycota; Sordariomycetes; Xylariales; Hypoxylaceae
Product: midasin
Exons: 3
Coding region: 113-14962 (4949 amino acids)
Biological process (GO): ribosomal large subunit assembly; rRNA processing
Cellular component (GO): nucleus; preribosome, large subunit precursor
Molecular function (GO): ATP binding; ATP hydrolysis activity
Source: RefSeq, a predicted model, not a curated record